AUGACGACCUCGGCGCUCAUGGCCGCUGCACAGACCCUCGCCUCGGUGGCCACCAGCAGCCCUCAGCCCGUCGGCCCACCCACACUGCCUGCCACGCAGGGCCCAACAAACACCAACCCAAGCCCAAGCGGCAUCCGCCGUACCGCCAACGGCAACGCCAAACCUUCUUCCACGCAGACCGACAUGCCGCCCGAGCCAAAGAAGCGCACCCGUCCCGUCAGCGCGUGCGAGGCCUGCCGUGCCAAGAAGGUGCGCUGCAUCCUCACGCCAGAUGCCCCCGUCUGCCAAAACUGCCUUUCGUCCGGCAAGGAGUGCCUCUUCCGGGUCGACGACCUCGCACCGGCGCUGAGGGCGGCCCGCUUCGCCCACUUUGGCCCGCCCAGCGCCAACGCGAGGACCAUCCCGGCCAAGAAGUCCAAGUCCGGGGCCCGCAAGUCUGCCGACGACGCCACAGACUCCAAGCGGCCGCGACAAAGGCGCAAGACGGUCGGCGACGAGGCGGCAGGCGGCGCGGCGGCGGGGACGCCCGCUGACAAGGGCACGGCCUCGUCUGCGACCGGAACGAGCGGCACGCCGGGCCCCAAGGUCAAGGCCAAGGCCGUCUUCCGCUCGUUUGCCAACCCGACCCACCUUGCAGCGCCUCUCCCUGUCAUGUCGACCGGCAUGCAAGCCGUCGGCUCCGCCGGCCUUGGGACGACGACGGCAGGGGGCACUCCUUUGAUGCAGGACCCCCCGGCAUCCGUGCUGAUGCCAAGCCGAGGUCGGGCCAGCACCGGAAGCGCUGGCUACGCGCCGUCGAUGGCACCGCAGGACUUCUACAGCGACCAGUCGCCCGCCUCGGCCGGCAUCAAGGCCCAUUAUGCCGCCGAGCCGCCAGUCCGGUACGCGCAGCACCGCAACGAUUCGACCGACUCGUUCUCUCACGACGCCUCCUACUACGGCCACCCGACCUCGGCCGAUCCGAGACAAGAGCGAGGCGGUAGCGCUUCGGGAGCCGCAGGUGGUUUCUUCCUGCAGCAUCAGUCGCCGAGCGAGAACAGCCACGGCAGCGGCCGGAGUCGCUCGGCUCGCGUCGACGGUGCCCAGUCCUCGCAGCCGCUGUACGCGGACCAGAAGCCGCCACGGCAGGAGGCCAGCUCCUCUGCUGGCUCCUCGAGCAAGCGGAACCGGUCGCACCAUGGCAAUGGCAACCCGGCGAGGAAGAGGCUGCAGGAGGAGGACGUCGACCCGAUGUCGCUGGCCUACUACGGCCACCUCUCGGCUGUCGAUGCGGCCAAGGUCGAGGAGCGGGAGCGCGAAGGUCCCGACCGCCAUGGGCCACGCGUCCCGCUCGACAGCGAUGGGCGCGGCUCGCCACGGCCCACGGUGUCGGCAGAGCUUCGCGACGGGAUCGAGCGCUGGCAGCGGAACGGCAAUGUCAACGGCCGCGCCUACGUCGACGAGGCGGCCGAAGUCGUCGAAGAAGCGCCGGCGCCGAAGCCGAAGAUCCUGCUGCCCUUCUUCCGGUGGUUUGGCACCACGGCCAACACGCCCGGCUAUCGCAAGAUCAAGGUCGGCGUCUUGCAGGACUCGGAGGUGGCCGACACCGACGACCUGGCGCCGGUGAUCGCCGAGGAGCAGGCGGCGGUCCGCAAGGCGAGCUUUGCGCAGACGGAAGAACAGGGCAGCCCGGCGUCGCUGAGUGUGCCAAUUUCCACCGUCGCGGCACCUUUGGCAACGGCAACGGCAGCGGCGACGGCGGCGGCCCCGUCAUCCAAGGGCGAGCGUGCGCCGUCGUCGGUCACGAGGGAGCUCUUUGAGAUCAACCGUCCGCGGUAUCCGCGGCGCGACAUCCUCGAGCACCUUGUCGGCCUGUUUCUCAGCCACUUUAAGCCGUCGUGGUGCCCCUGGAUCGACGCCGACGAGCUACGGAGCGGCGCCGAGAACGGAUCGAUGCCGGCCAUCCUGGCCAACGCCAUCUGCGCCGUGGCGGCGCGCUUCUCGGACCGCAGCGAGCUCCGGCGGGCGCCGCGCAAGUCGUCGGGCGACCACUUCAGCGAGAUGGCCAAGAUCCUCAUCAUGCCGCUGCUCUCGUUUCCGUCGAUGGAGGUCAUCGAGGCGCUCAUCCUGCUCAGCUACGCCGAGUUUGCGGCGGGCAGCGACUCGGGCCUGUGGAUGUACGUCGGCAUGGCGCUGCGAAUGUCGCAGGACCUGGGCCUGCAGCACGAGGCGAGCGUGCUCAGCAUCCCCAACGAGCGGCACCAGGAAAAGGCGCGGCUGCUCUUCUGGGCCGUCGUUGGCCUCGACCGCAUCACCACGUUUGGCACCGGCCGGCCCGUCACCAUCCGCGAGUCGGAGAUCGACACUGAGCUGCCGCGGAUGAACGAGCCGAGCGACACCAACGACGAGACGGUCAUUUUCGGGCACUAUAUCCGCAUCCUGCUGCUGCGCGGCCGCAUGGGCGAGCUGCUCAACCGGCGCGGACAGGACGACUCGUACGGCGUCGAGGACCGCAAGCGCGCGCUGGCGCAGAUGUGGAUGGAGCUGGCCCAGAGCUACUCGUCGCUUCCCGGCGACCUGCACUUCAACGUCCAGACGUUCCAGCGGGCCGCGGCGCAGAACCAGAGCCCCGGGUUUGUCUACCUGCACGUCCUGUUCCAGUCGACCAUCGGCCUGCUGGACCGGCCGUCGCUGAUGAAGAAGUUCACGGGCGACUCGGCGCCGCUGCUGCCGUCGUUUGCGCCCGCCGCCAGCGCCGCGGCGUCGCGCACCAUCUCGGACAUCCUCACGCUCGGCGACGCCUUUGACGAUCGCUGCAUCACCGCCUCGCCCUACCUCGACCAGCUGAUCCUGCCCGCCGGCCGGUCGUUCCUCGCCGAGCGCGAGGCUGCCCGCGAGGCGCUGCGCAACCUCGGCAUGGGUUCGCGCCCGCCGUCGCGCGGCCCAGCCUCGCAGGUCUCGAACCGCACCAGCUCGCUCUCGACGACCAAGUCGUACGCCGACAUCAACCUGGCCGCCUGCCAGCGCAUCCUCCACAAGCUCCAGGUGUACUGGGCGGGCGCCAGCUGGCCGAUGCGUGCCCUCGAGCAGGAGGCGGCGGGCAACCGCGACGAGGUGGACCCGCAGGUGUCGGACGAGGAUGCGCAGAGCGCGCCGAUCCGCGACGUCGAGAUGGUGCUCAAGUGGGCCAAGAGCAAGCUGCGCUCGCAGCGCAGGAUGGGCGAGUCGGCGGCCAACACGCCGCGGUUCAAGAUGGUGACCAUGGCCGACGGCCGCGAGGUGCGGCAGCAGCCGGGCUCGACGAGCGACGGCGAGCCCACGUCGACGCACAGCGGCGACUCGCCGUUCGGCCUCGGCCUGGGAAUCUCGGCCGACCUGACGUUUGACAUCGACGCGCUCAUGGAGGCGUGGCAGGUCGACGACGGCUUUGAGCCGUUCAACUCGACGGCCGCUCCCGCGACGCCCUAUCCGCCGAACCCCCAGCAGCAGCAGCAGCAGCAGCAGCAGCAGCAGCAGCAGCAGCAGCAGCAUCCGGCUCAGCCGCAGCCGGCGCAUGCGCAGCAGGUCGAGGUCCAUCACCCGCAGCCACACGAGCAGGCGGCGCACCAGCCAGACUAUCCGCAGCAGCUGUCGCGCCGGAACGGCCACAUCUCUUCGCUGCUCAACGCCGUCGAUGGCGGCCAGGCCAAUGGCCACGUCAACGGCGGCGGCGGCGGCGGCGGCGGAAGUGGCCUGACGCCCUACAACAGCGCGCCCACGCCCGUGGGCAUCCUGCCGGGCAAUGUCGACAUUUCCGGCAUGGCGGUGGCCGAGUUCUUUUCGAGCGACCAGUCCGUCUGGCCGCUGCAGCUGCAGAGCGAGAGCUUUGACGAGGCCAACUUUGCCUUUCUCGCCUCGGCGCUCCAGAUCCCGCACCAGUAG
Messenger RNA from Pseudozyma flocculosa PF-1, 3900 nucleotides. RefSeq lists its product as uncharacterized. The coding region runs from base 1 to 3900 and encodes 1299 amino acids. Gene Ontology annotation, biological process: DNA-templated transcription; regulation of DNA-templated transcription. The transcript is spliced from 3 exons. The record is from RefSeq and is a predicted model, not a curated record. Lineage: Eukaryota; Fungi; Basidiomycota; Ustilaginomycetes; Ustilaginales; Ustilaginaceae. Gene Ontology annotation, molecular function: zinc ion binding; DNA binding; DNA-binding transcription factor activity, RNA polymerase II-specific.